CUAAACACAUAUUAAAAGAAGCAUCGAUCAAAGAACUAAAGAUUGCAGCUUUGAUCGAUCGGUCGAUCAAAAACCAGAGACGAUGAAGCAAGUACAGAGCUUUAACACGUAUGAGGUGGUGGUGAGAGAAUACGAAGCGGAGCAAGACCGAACUGGAGCGGAAGCGGUGGACCGGUUGUGCGAUGUCAGCCCCAGCGGCGGCGUAUCUCUGUUCAUGGAUCUCCUCGGCGAUCCCCUCUGCAGAGUCCGCAAUUCGCCGGCUUUUCUCAUGCUGGUUGCGGAAACUUGUGGGCCGGCCGAGAGGGAGAUCGUUGGCGUUUUACGCGGCUGUGUUAAGACUAUCACGUGCGGCAAGACGGCUCCUCGUAACUCCACCGGCGCGGCCGGCGGCGGCGCGGGUCCUAUUUUUACGAAGGCAGGCUAUAUCCUUGGUCUGCGUGUGUUGCCGUCCCACCGGAGAAUGGGCAUCGGUCUCAAGCUAGUAAAGCGCAUGGAAGACUGGUUUCGAUCGAACGACGCCGAAUACUCAUACAUGGCUACCGACAAGAACAAUAUAGCCUCUCUCCGUCUCUUCACUCACCACCUAACCUACACCAAAUUCCGCACCCCUCGCAUCCUCGUCCACCCCGUCUUCGCUCACCCCCUCCCCCUCCCCAACUCCACCACUCUCCUCCGCCUUCCCCCUUCCUUCGCCGAAUCCCUCUACCGCCACCUCUUCUCCACCACUGAAUUCUUCCCCAACGACAUCGACGCCAUCCUCAACAACCCUCUCUCCCUGGGCACAUUCCUCGCCCACCCAACCCACCCUGUCUCCUACACCUCCCUCGACCAUUUCCUCGCCCACCCACCCGCCUCAUGGGCCGUCUUGAGCGUUUGGAACAGCAGCUCCCUUUUUCAGCUCGAGCUUCGGGGCGUCGCGCGGCUGAAGAAAGGGAUGGCGUGGACAAGCCGCGCUGUUGACCGCAUGGUUCCGUGGUUAAGAAUACCAUCAGUGCCAAAUUUGUUCCGGCCAUUUGGAGGGUAUUUUUUGUAUGGGAUUGGAGGGGAGGGACCACAGGCAGAGAAGAUGGUGAGGUUUUUGUGUAGGAAUGCACAUAAUAUGGCGAGGGAAGGAGGGUGUAGGGUGGUGGCGACAGAGGUGGCGGAGUGCGAGCCGUUGGUGAAAGGGAUACCCUAUUGGAAGAGACUAUCGUUUGAGGAGGAUGUGUGGUGUGUUAAGAGGUUGGCAGAUGAGUAUGGGGAUGAGGUGGUGGUGGGGGACUGGACCCGAUCGGUGCCAGGAAGUUCUAUUUUUGUUGAUCCCAGAGAGGUUUGA
This is a messenger RNA of Phalaenopsis equestris, 1315 nucleotides long. RefSeq names its product probable N-acetyltransferase HLS1. The record is from RefSeq and is a predicted model, not a curated record. Gene Ontology annotation, molecular function: acyltransferase activity, transferring groups other than amino-acyl groups. NCBI's taxonomy places the organism in Eukaryota, Viridiplantae, Streptophyta, Magnoliopsida, Asparagales, Orchidaceae. The transcript has 3 exons. Bases 83 to 1315 code for a protein of 410 amino acids.